UUUUUCUUUUUCCUGAAGCAAAAAUCCCAAGUCUUCUUUGGACGUAAAAAUCUUGCAGGCUGCAGCCUCCCCCCUCUGGAAACUACAAAACAUUUUCAUUUCUUGGAAGAAGAAGACUCUCAGUUUUUUACACUACCAGACAGAAUACUCAGAGUUCUAGAACAUCGAAUAUUCAGUUUGAUGAUUUGGGGUCUGCCACAUUGAUGCGAUUCAGACAUGACCCGAAGGAAUCUAGACGGGAAGAAGCAGUCCUUCAUUCGGAAUAUUUUUGGCAGAAAGGAGAGAAAUGGAAGGAAAUCGAAUAAAGGCUCAUUAGAUUUCCCUGAAGAACAGCCUGGUUCAACAUUUAAGAGUCUAUUUUUCCCUGGCUUAGGACGUCCAAUGCCUCUUGGUCAAGAUCUUAAGACCUUCAGAGUCUUUGCAGCCACAUGGAAUGUAGGAGGGAAAUCUCCACAUAAUGGCCUUAACCUGGACGAUAUUCUUCACGCAGACCAAUCGGACAUAUAUGUCUUGGGUUUUCAGGAAAUUGUCCCUUUAAAUGCUGGGAAUGUGCUAGUGAUAGAAGAUAAUGAGCCUGCAGCAAAAUGGUUAGCUUUGAUCAAUCAGUCACUAAAUAAAUCAUCUGACUCGGCUUCAAGAGGAUUAAGACCCUCGGCCUCCCUUGCUGGUUCCUUGUUCUUCUCAAAGCCUUCCCUUAAAAAGGUCAGUAAGACUUUUAGGGUCGAGAGCGGAAGGAAGCUGAAGACUUGCAACUGCAUUCCUGAAUUAGAAAGGAAGCAGAGUAAGGAUUUCUGUUUCCGAAACCAACCACAUAUAAGCGAAGAUGAAUUUUCUUUAGAAGAAGAUGAUGAUGUAUCUAAUGGAUUUGGCAUUGGGGAGAUAUCCAUUCCUUCAAGUAAUGACCAGAUGAAGUACAGCCUUAUAGCCAGUAAGCAAAUGGUGGGAAUUUUUGUCACCGUGUGGGUGAGGAAGGAGCUUGUGCAGCAUGUAAGCCACUUAAGGAUCUCCUGCAUUAGUCGUGGGAUAAUGGGCUGCCUCAGAAACAAGGGGUGUAUUUCUGUGAGCAUGUCACUCCAUCAGACAAGCUUUUGCUUUGUCUGCAGUCACUUGGCAUCUGGAGAGAAGGAGGGGGAUGAGCUUAGAAGAAAUACGGAUGUCAUAGAAAUACUGAAAAACACUCAGUUUUCAAAGAUAUGCAGAUCACCUUAUAGUAGGGCGCCGGACAAAAUUCUUGAACACGACCGGGUUAUAUGGUUAGGGGACUUGAAUUACCGAAUAGCUUUGAGCUAUGCUGAGACGAGAAAGCACCUGGAGCAGAAUGCUUGGGAUGCACUUCUGGACAAAGAUCAGCUCAAAAUUGAAAGAGAAGCAGGGCGAGUAUUCCAGGGAUGGAGAGAGGGAAAGGUCUACUUUGCACCCACGUACAAGUACUUCUACAACUCAGACACCUAUGCUGGAGAGGCAAAUUCAAAAAAGAAAAGGAGAACUCCAGCAUGGUGUGACAGAAUACUGUGGUACGGAGCAGGGAUACGGCAACUUUCUUACAUACGUCGGGAGUCUCAGUUUUCUGACCACCGCCCUGUUUGUGCAACAUUUUUGGUGGAUGUUGAUGUGGUAACGGGCGGAAUAAAGAAGGGACUAUCUGAUUCUAACAUGAAAGUUGGGAUUGAAGAGCUCUUACCUCCAAGAGUAGCACAACACAACAAAAGCCUGAAGAGGCCCCCCUAGGCAAAGAAAAAAGCCAGGUACUAAUGCCCUUAUCACAGUCGACUGAAGAAAUAUUCAAAUUUUGUUGAUCAUAUGAGAUUAAGUUGGGCAACCUCUACAGAGCAUUUUGCAACCGGCCAAGGUGUAAAUUGUUCUCAAAUAUGCUUCUGCUCAAUGUACUAAUGAUUCUGAAUUCUGACUCCUUGGAGGCAAUGAUUGGUGAUGCUUAUGCUUCAGAGAAAUUCUCCAUAUUUGUCUGUAAGUCAAGUUAUUUCUCAAUGCCAUUCAUGGGAGAAAAGCUUAGAGGAGGUACUUCUGCAUAUCCUUGCCCAAAUGAGUUCAAAGGAAACGUUGGACAUCUGCCUGGUUCUGAGGCUACAUUGACUCAAUCUGAUCUGUAUUGAAAUAUUUUUCAAUGUAAUUACAAUUUUUUUGGACUGAGUGAUAGCAAUCUGUUAGUUUGAAUGUCAAGGAUUACAGUGAGAACAUUUUAAGAACAUGUUUUUUGCACAGAAGCUUAGGUAAAGGUAAUCAAGUAGCAUUAUUUUUUAAA
Alnus glutinosa is the source of this 2260-nucleotide messenger RNA. RefSeq names its product type I inositol polyphosphate 5-phosphatase 10. Gene Ontology annotation, molecular function: inositol-polyphosphate 5-phosphatase activity; phosphatidylinositol-3,4,5-trisphosphate 5-phosphatase activity; phosphatidylinositol-4,5-bisphosphate 5-phosphatase activity. The transcript has 12 exons. Gene Ontology annotation, biological process: phosphatidylinositol dephosphorylation. The record is from RefSeq and is a predicted model, not a curated record. Lineage: Eukaryota; Viridiplantae; Streptophyta; Magnoliopsida; Fagales; Betulaceae. Bases 217 to 1728 code for a protein of 503 amino acids.